Messenger RNA from Anopheles nili, 1557 nucleotides. RefSeq names its product zinc finger protein 8 (gene l(3)neo38). Gene Ontology annotation, molecular function: RNA polymerase II cis-regulatory region sequence-specific DNA binding; DNA-binding transcription factor activity, RNA polymerase II-specific. Gene Ontology annotation, biological process: regulation of DNA-templated transcription. The transcript has 4 exons. Lineage: Eukaryota; Metazoa; Arthropoda; Insecta; Diptera; Culicidae. The coding region runs from base 1 to 1557 and encodes 518 amino acids. The record is from RefSeq and is a predicted model, not a curated record.
AUGAAUUUUUCGGCGUUUGGAGGACCAUUCUCGGGCAUCCAUCAGUUUGCGGCCAAGUUCGGCGGUAAUGAGGGUGCGUUUGCGACAGCCAAUGGCCCCGGAAACGGCUCGGCCGGAGGAAAUGGAGUCGGACUAGGCAAUGCGGCCUCCACCGGCUCUGGAGUUCCGACGAGUGGAAAUCUCGGCCAGCAGCAGGACCUGAACCGCUAUCACGGUGCCUCCAAUGGAAAUCAUUUCAAUCAGAACACUACCUCAAUGGUCAACGCGCCGAUGUCGUAUGGACAGAAUAUGUCUCAUCCCUAUGGUGGAAACCAGCAAACCGCCAACGAACAUGCGUUCACAAACGGCAACGCUGCGAUGGGCAACGAUCACCAGACAAAGCCCGCCAAAGGAGGAAACGCACUAAAAGUGGAUCGCGAUGACAUGAUAAACCAGCAGAUUCUUCAGAACGUCAAUCAGUCCUGGCAGACGCUCACGAACCCAACGAAUACGGUUGAUUACUCCUCGCAUUUGCUAUCGGCUACGCUGCCAAUUUCCAUUCAGCAUUUGCUGAAGUACUCAGAUGCGAUCAAAAAGGAGCCUAACAGCGGUUCCGUUGCAGGAUCGGGUUUGAAUUCACCAGGCCCGCUUAGUGGGCUUAUCGGUGUGGAAACGAACGCUUUUAAUGUACAGAAAGAUUUGCUGAGUUUGAAAAACGGUUCCAAUCUUAACCUGGCCCUGGGAAACGUGGCUGUUAGUGCAGCGGCCGCUAGUCUUGGGCUGAACCAUCAGCACUUGAUGCAACACCACAGUGACAACGGAUACGGCAGCCAGCAGGCUCAAGCGCAGCUUUCGAGCCUUGCAAAUGGUGUCAAUGGUCAAAGUGCAGCUAGCUCGGAUGCUCAUAAUUCCAGCAGUAGCACCGUGAAUGGAGGUGCUGCCAACGGAGAUGACGGAAAUGCCGGAUCUACGUCGGCAAUCGGAACCGGCAAAACGAAAACGAAAAAACAGAAAAAGCGUAAACCACCGAAAGAGAAGAAACCGCGCCCAAAACCUGGCCAGAUUCGGGAGACUAAGGCACUCGAUGGAUCUCCUCUGUUCUGUUGUCCCGAGUGUCAGAUGGCUUACCCAGAACGAGGCUUAAUCGAACAGCAUGUUAUUUCACAUGCUGUCGAACGCCGCUUCGUUUGCGACAUAUGUAAUGCCGCACUGAAACGCAAGGAUCACCUGACCCGCCACAAGCUGUCGCACAUUCCUGAUCGUCCACAUAUUUGUAGUAUUUGUCUCAAAUCGUUCAAACGCAAGGAGCAACUGACGCUCCACAUCGUUAUACAUACGGGUGAAAAGAAACAUAUUUGUGGAGAGUGCGGUAAAGGGUUUUAUCGUAAAGAUCAUCUUCGUAAACACACGCGUUCGCAUAUAGCGCGGCGUGUAAAAUCGGAAAUGUCCGCUUCAAACGGCACUGGAGCUAGUAAUGGAAGUGGUUCAGCUAGUGCAAACGCAGCCCAAAGUAACAGUGCACUCGCAGGAUCUUUGAUGGCCACCAACAUGCAGGGUGCACCAGUAACAGCCUCCUGA